This is a messenger RNA of Sarcophilus harrisii (Tasmanian devil), 7480 nucleotides long. RefSeq names its product StAR related lipid transfer domain containing 13 (gene STARD13). Bases 1906 to 5286 code for a protein of 1126 amino acids. Gene Ontology annotation, biological process: actin cytoskeleton organization; regulation of Rho protein signal transduction; signal transduction. The transcript has 14 exons. Gene Ontology annotation, molecular function: protein binding; GTPase activator activity; lipid binding. The record is from RefSeq and is a predicted model, not a curated record. Lineage: Eukaryota; Metazoa; Chordata; Mammalia; Dasyuromorphia; Dasyuridae.
UUCUUUUAAAAGUUGUCAGCAAUUGAUGCUUUUUUCUCUUUAUCUUUCCCAAAUCUGAUGUUGACUUGGAAAUACAACAUUUGCAUCACUUGUGGAGGACACCAACUGUUACAGUUAUAAGUUAAAGGGCAUGCUCUAUGCCAGGCCCUCUAAUGUCUCAUUGCAUCACUUGUGGAGGUCACCAACUGUUACAGUUAUCAGUUAAAGGGCAUGUUCUAUGUCAGUCCCUCUAUUGUCUCAUUAAUUUCCCUCAGAGAAAACAGUUCAAGUAUUCCUCUAUGGGUUCUAGAUCAGCACCAUGUGAUCACUGUGGAAAAGAACUCUAGGUUGGUCUGGUUUUCAAUGGAGCUAACAAAAAGACAACAAGGGAAUUUGUGGAGGAUGAUUGUAGCUGGAAGACCUUUUGUCAUAAAGAGGUGCUGAUGUCUUGAUUUAGGCUUUUCUGAGUUUUAAAUUGGAAGCUUUUCUUUGUUUGGACUAUAAACUUGAGACCAAGCUAUGUUUAAAUUUGAGCCAGACAAAUGAAAGACCAACUUGGCUGUCUAUUUACCGAAAGUGCCUUUUUUACUAAGCCCCAUACUCAGAAUCCUAUAACAUAACUACUACAGACUUGGCUGCUUUUCACAUCAAACAGAAUGUUAAAGGGAGUGGGGGGAAGAAAAAUAUUUUCUCCCACUACUCUCCUACCCUUUGCUCCAGCCAAACUGAACUACUCUCAGUUCCUGAACACACCCUGUACUUUUCCUGCCUUCUUGGUUUGGCUCAUGCCAUUCCUUUUUUCCUUAUUCUUCCACCCUCUCCUCAAGUGCCACCUCCUCCAUGGAGACUUUCUUGAUUCUUGUCUGGCGGACCUUACAACAAUUCCUUCCAUCGUUUGAGUUCCUGUAACUUUUCCUCACUUGUGAUAUCCUCCUACCGAGCUGUGUUACUUGAAUUGCUAUAUGCCCUAACUAUUAAAUUGUAAGGCAGAAAUUGUCUUACGUCAUCUUUAGGAUAUAUUUUAUUUAACGUGAUAGAUAAACGUUAACUAUUAUUGUUGUUUGUAAUUCCUGGCAGGUGUGUAACAAGCAUACCAUAGUUUUUUAUUAAAUAAAUGUAGUAGUAAAGAUUAUUAAACAUCGAUUAAAUAGUACAAUCAAAUGAGAGGAAAGAGGAUGGAGGGACUCUUUGGUCUCCAAGCUCUCUUCUUGGAUGUCCCAUUCUAUAAUUGUGUCAUUUUUCUUUUGGUAUUAAUGAAGUUGAAGUUUGUUGUAGUUGUUUUUUGACUGAAAUAAAAAUUUUCAUGGUUCACAUUUUGUCGAUGAAAAACAGCUGUUUAGAUUGCUUGAAGCCAUUUUUGCGCAGAUUGAAGACAGUGCAUAAGGAAGUUCUCUUUGAUGAUCUGGCCACAGGUAGAGAAGCAACUAGUGGAGGCUGGGUCGCCAGGUGUUCCAGUGCCCAGCCGUUUUCCCUCCCUACUCCCCCCAACCUCUCGCUCCUUUCUUUUAAAAUCUCCAGCGACGGCUCCUGGGUGCUUAGUCAGCUGGGAGGCAGGACUCCACUGUUUGUAUUAGCCCUUCAAGCAGGAGGGCAGAGCCCGGAGCCGCGGCAGCAGCAGCAGCCUGGGCUCAGUUCUUCCAGUCUGACUUGGAAGUACUUUCACAUUUUCCCUUUUCCCAUUCAUUGGUUCCCUGGGGUCACGUGCAGGCCGGGGGGGGGACUGGAAUUCGGGAGUUGUAGCUUUUGGCACUCCUUUUUUUUUCCCCCUUAAAAAAAAAAAAAAAAAAAAAAAAGCUUGCUCUGUGCGUCUCUCCAGGGCUUGUUGCCUUUGCACUACUGUGAGUAAAGUUGGAAGCAGCCGCGCAAAGGACUGGGGGUGGCAGGUUGGGGAAAAAAAAAAAGAAAGAAAGAAAGCGAGUCGCGGAGAUGUUCAGGCAGGUCCCCAGGACCCCGGGCUCUGGCUGCUACUAUCUCAAUCCCAUGACCCCCGAGGGCCAAGAGAUGUACUUGCGGCUAGAUCAGAAGAUGAGGUGCUCUCGUUACAGGAUGAGCAGGAUCCUCGCGCGCCAUCAGCUAGUGACCAAAAUCCAACAAGAAAUUGAAGCAAAGGAAGCAUGUGAUUGGUUGAGGGCUGCUGGAUUCCCACAAUACGCUCAGCUGUAUGAGGAUUCACAAUUUCCCAUCAACAUCACAGCUGUAAAGAAAGAUCAUGAUUUUCUUGAAAAGGAUCUUGUAGAACCUCUUUGCAGACGACUCAACACAUUGAACAAGUGUGCCUCAAUGAAACUUGAUGUGAACUUCCAAAGGAAAAAGAGUGAUGACUCAGAUGAAGAAGACCUAUGUAUCAGUAACAAAUGGACCUUUCAAAGGACAAGCAGGAGAUGGUCUCGAGUGGACGACAUCCACACAUUAUUUCCCCAAGCAAACAGACAUGGAUCAUCUGGGGAUGUCAGAAUGAAAACCACCACAAGCAGUGAAAGCGUCCUUACCGACUUGAGUGAGCCUGAGGUCUCUUCUAUUCAUAGUGAAAGCAGCGGAGGAAGUGACAACCGGAGCCAGUCUGGCAUUAACAGUACUGGCAGAGAGGCUUUUGAUUGUUCAGGGCAGUACUGUGGGGACGCCCCAGUCAUGCUCGACUCCACUUUAGUCAGUGGCAGCUUAUUACAGAACCCCAAAGACAUUGCCAAUUAUAUUCACCCAAAGAAUGAGAAACCAACGCGAACCAGAGCCAAAUCUUUCUUAAAACGCAUGGAGACACUAAGGCCUAGAGGGACACAUGGCAAGGUAAAGGGAUCAGCAAGGACAGGUGGCUUGGUGAUAAGUGGACCUGUUCUUCAGCAGGAGCCAGAAUCCUUAAAGACCAUGCACUGUGUGCCAUUAGCAAACGGGGAUUUCCAAAACUCAACCCAAGAUGCAACCAAGAAAGGACUUCCAUUCUCUGCCAAAUCCAACAGUGAUAGCAGCCAGUCAGAAAAUAGCAGUAGUGGUGUGAGCACACCCUGCUUGAAAGAUCGCAAGUGCCAUGAAGUCAGCAAACGUGGGGGGAUGUAUCUGGAAGACUUGGACGUUCUGUCUGGGACAGUAUUACAGGAAGUCAUAGACCAAAACCAUAAAAAUGACUUUCACUCCCAGGAGAACCUUGUGGUCCACAUCCCCAAAGACCACAAACCAGGAACUUUUCCUAAGGCACUUUCUAUUGAAAGCCUCUCUCCAACAGAUAAUAGCAAUGGGGUGAACUGGAGGACGGGCAGCAUCUCUCUGGGUAGGCAACAGUGCCCUAGUACAAAGGAACCCAGACUUAUGGCCUCUUGUCACAGAGAAAGUAGAGUUAGUAUUUAUGACAAUGUCCCAGGCUCACACUUGUAUGCCAGCACUGGGGAUCUUUUGGACUUGGAGAAAGAUGACCUCUUCCCACAUUUAGAUGACAUUCUACAACAUGUUAAUGGACUCCAAGAGGUAGUAAACCACUGGUCAAAGAAUGUCUUGCCUGAACUACAAACAGAUGAUGCAUUAGUUGGGGAAUCUGGCUUGUCACCCUUCCCAUCUCCUAACCAAAUUACGUUAGGGGAUUUUGAGGGGAACUCGGUUUCUGAUGGUCGUACAACACCUAGUGAUAUGGAGAGGGAUGGGACCUCCCUUAAUGACUCAGAGGCAGCUGGAGUCAGAGAAAGAAGGGAUUCUGGUGUCGGGGCAUCACUCACUAGGCCAAACAGAAGGAUACCAUGGAAUAGUUUCCAGAUCUCCCAUCAGCCAACUCAUUCCAUAGUGUCUCCACAAAUCAGUAAUCAGACAGCUGGCCAGUUGAAUCUCCUCCAGCGCUUCUCCCUCCUUCGCCUCACUGCCAUCAUGGAGAAGUAUUCCAUGUCAAAUAAACAUGGCUGGACAUGGUCAGUGCCAAAGUUCAUGAAGAGGAUGAAAGUCCCAGACUACAAAGAUAAGAAUGUCUUUGGUGUUCCACUGAUCGUUCACGUCCAAAGAACAGGACAACCUCUUCCUCAGAGCAUUCAACAAGCCCUCAGAUAUCUACGCAGUAACUGCCUUGAUCAGGUGGGUCUAUUUCGGAAAUCAGGAGUGAAGUCUCGAAUCCAAGCCUUGCGUCAGAUGAACGAAACCUUCCCUGAGAAUGUCAGUUAUGAGGAUCAGUCUGCUUACGAUGUGGCAGAUAUGGUUAAACAAUUCUUUCGGGACCUACCAGAGCCACUCUUUACAAGCAAACUAGGAGAAACUUUCCUCCAUAUUUAUCAAUAUGUUCCAAAAGAUCAGCGCCUCCAGGCAGUGCAGGCUGCCAUCAUGUUGCUGGCAGAUGAGAACAGAGAGGUCCUGCAGACUCUAUUGUGUUUCCUGAAUGAUGUUGUAAAUUUAGUGGAAGAAAAUCAGAUGACACCCAUGAACCUGGCUGUGUGUCUUGCUCCUUCCCUUUUCCAUCUUAAUUUAUUAAAGAAAGAAAGUUCCCCAAGAGUGAUACAGAAGAAAUAUGCUACAGGCAAGCCAGAUCAAAAGGACCUCAAUGAAAAUCUGGCAGCCACUCAAGGUCUUGCCCACAUGAUAAUAGAAUGUGACAAACUUUUUGAGGUCCCACAUGAUAUGGUAGCUCAGUCUCGUAACUCUUAUAUGGAAGCUGAAAUCCAUUCCCCAACACUGGAAGACCUGGGAAAACAGCUGGAAGAGAAUGGAGGAAAUUUCCAUGUAUACCUGGAACAUCUCAUCCUAGGUUUACAGAAAGAAGCAAAGGAAAAAUUCAAAGGAUGGGUCACUUGUUCAAGCACAGACAGUACAGAUCUUGCUUUCAAAAAGGUUGGAGAUGGAAAUCCACUGAGGCUCUGGAAGGCUUCUGUGGAAGUAGAAGCUCCUCCCUCAGUAGUAUUGAACCGAGUUCUGAGAGAGCGUCACCUUUGGGAUGAAGAUUUUGUGCAAUGGAAGAUUGUGGAGACAUUGGACAAACAGACAGAAAUCUAUCAAUAUGUUUUGAACAGUAUGGCUCCCCAUCCUUCCAGAGACUUUGUGGUUCUAAGGACAUGGAAGACUGAUUUGCCAAAGGGAAUGUGCACUUUAGUAUCUAUCUCUGUGGAACAUGAAGAAGCCCAUUUGAUGGGUGGGGUGCGAGCUGUUGUAAUGGAUUCUCAGUAUCUAAUAGAACCUUGUGGUUCUGGCAAGUCCAGGCUGACACACAUCUGCAGGAUUGACCUCAAAGGUCACUCCCCAGAGUGGUACAACAAAGGCUUUGGACAUCUUUGUGCAGCUGAAGUAGCUAGAAUAAGAAACUCUUUUCAGCCUAUUAUUGCUGAGGGUCCAGAAACUAAAAUCUGAAAUGGUUUGGCAAAAAGUAAGAGAAAGCAGAAACUCUCAUAGAGAAAGAGAGACUUGGAAAGUGUUCAACAUGGAAGCACUGAAAAGUGGCCGGAAACUACCAGACAGCAGAGACCUUUUCUGAAGAUCACUAAUAUAAUAGAUAUUCUUUUAUCGGAGCUUUUAUCUCUGUUACUUAAAAUUAAAGAUUAUUACUUGUGCAUUGCCUAAUUUUGCUAUUUAAGCGCUUCUACGAAGCAUAUUUUAAAUUGUAAAUAAACUUCUAUGUAGAAUAUGUAUAUAUUUGUGUAUAUCUCUAUAUACUGUAUAUAUGUAUAGUAAUUAUUAUAUAUAUAUAUAUAUAUAUAUUACAUAUAUCUAUAAUUGAGUGUUUGGAACAGGAAAACACCUGCAUCUUUUGACCCUUACUUAUUCAAUCUUUUAGAAUCCUCCUCAAUGCAACAGAGACUAAGCAAUAUCUACUAUAAUAUAAACAGCCCUAAAAUAUGAUAUAUGUAACCCAUUGUCAUAUCUAACCAAAAGGUCCCUAACCAAAGGAAAAUAAUUUCAGUCAUUCUCUUCUGUGCAGACCAUCAAUGCAUAUUAAUAAAAACAAACCAGUUCUUGUAAUUAGCCAUUAUGGGAUGAGAAUGUAAAAAGUAGCCAAUGAGCACCUAUGUUUACCAGCCUAUGUUCAAGAAGCUGUAAGAUGUUGAUAACUGUUCUAGCUCAUGGUCAAAUAUUUACUCUAUAAUGGAAACAGAAGCAGUGGUCCCACCCAGAUUUAGAAAUAAAUAUAGCUUUUUUUUAUACUUAGAAAAGAGCCUACACUUUUUCUAAAGCUUUCAUAGAAAUAUUUCAUAAUUUUCAUAAAUUUAAUUCAAUUUGACUAAUAGACUUUUUGGUCACAGUUAAUUAACAUUUUCUUACCAAUAUAUUGCACUGAUUUCUUAACAAUGACACCAAUUUAAGAGAAAUAAUGGCCAUUCAAGAGUACUGGACCAUUACACUUUCAGGGAAUUCAUAUUUUAUUACAUAUAAUACUUUAAAAAUAUAGUUCAUUGAAGUUUUACAAUUGAGAGAGUGGAUUUUUAAUUAACAUAAAACCAAAAAUAUACUUCUAAAUUAGUUUUAGAAAAAUGUACAAGUUUAUUAAUAUCAUGUUUCUUUAAUAGUCAACUCAAACUACCUAAGUGUUUGCCCCAACCUUAUUUAUUGCUGUAUAAACUAAGCAGAAGACAAUACCAAUUGCCAAUGGUGGUAUGUUUUUUGGGGGGGAAGGGAGGUUGGUUUUAAAUGCAUUCAGACAAUAGUAUAAAGAGAAAUUUAUUAAUAAUUCAAUAGAGAAAUAUUUUUAUAGCAAGUCAUCCAGCAAUUGGUAGUAAAGAGAGCUUCAUUUACUGAUUUCCAUUGUUUUGAAUCUGCUUGCAGUAUCUUUGCAUUUAUGUUGUUUUCUGCUGUCAGCAACAUGCAGGCAUUCUGUAGAGGAGAUUAAAAGUAUUAGAGGUGUGAGUACUGAGUUGCUUCAGUCACCUUCAAGGGAACCUUUGCUGCAUUUUUAUUAUUUUUACUGAGCAUGAAGGCAGUUGUCUGUCAUUUAAAAAAAAAAUUUUUUUUAAUUGUCCCACUGGCCAUGGAUAUCUUGCACCCUAUGCAUAAAAAGAAAGCCCAUAAUAUGCUACUGCCAUUUGGGCUGUCCUCCAGGAACCUAUCAAAGUAACUUCUGCCAGAACACAUGAAAUUUAAAUUCCCAUGUAGUUAUGCAUCAAAAUAAAUGUUACUAUCUGACUUCAAACUAUCCAGGGAAGUGACAUGUUUUGUCAGGGACAAAAAAAAAAAAACAUUCAAACAAUGGCAGAUAUAACAAGAUAUCAUCUGGAGGAUAAUUAAUAAAGUGACCAUCAGAAGGGAGGGCAAAAUUUGUUUCUGAUGCCCCUUCUUUUGGAAUUACCUAAUUUUGUUCAUAUUUUCACUACAUCUCUAAACUGCCUAACAACAUGGCGCACCUUUUUUUAAAAAUGUGCAUUAAGCUUGUGUCAAACACUAUACAAUAUUUUGUUCAUUGUUAUCUUGCCAUUGAGAAUACAAUAAGAUUAUUGAAUUUUAAUGUUAUAUUCAUAUUUAUACCUCAUGUAUAUUUUUACCUCAGUUGGUAUCAAUCAUCAAUUGUAAAUAAAUAAUUGCAAAGUCAAAUAAAUUUAUAUAUGCUAAAGAA